Molecule: messenger RNA, 3890 nt
Organism: Amphibalanus amphitrite
Lineage: Eukaryota; Metazoa; Arthropoda; Thecostraca; Balanomorpha; Balanidae
Product: zinc transporter ZIP6-like
Exons: 11
Coding region: 219-2801 (860 amino acids)
Biological process (GO): zinc ion import across plasma membrane; intracellular zinc ion homeostasis
Cellular component (GO): membrane
Molecular function (GO): zinc ion transmembrane transporter activity
Source: RefSeq, a predicted model, not a curated record
GCUGUUGAAGGGGUGCUGUUGGCACGUGUGCAAGGUGGGUCAUUUUGUAACCAUUAUUUUAGUGUCGUGUGCUAAACACAUGGCCAGUUCCUCAUGUGACUUCUUGCUGUGUGGGUGCAUGUGAAGAAUUACCGGUUGGCAUUAUGGUCGAUGGCAUGACUCUUCUUUGGAGGUAUUCGAUUGCCAUCACUUGAUAAAUUAACACAAGUCAUUUUGCCAUGGCUCUGGGCCCAUUGGCAGUGGCAGCAGUGGCUGCAGUGCUGCUGGCUCUGGCAGGUGGUCAGUCGGCACCAGCCCUGGCACCAGUCCCAGUAAAGGUCAGCGGCACCUACAUCAGCCGCCUGCUGGCUGACUAUGGAGCCGAUGGUGGCGGCGGCGGGCUGACAGCAGCCGGUCUGCAGCGCCUACUGAAGCAGCUGGGCAUCAUUCGGCACUGGCAUGGACUGGCCGGCGACCACGACCACCACGACCAUCAUGACCACCACGACCACCAUGAUCACGACCAUCACGACUCAGAGCACACCGAUCAUGAGCACAGCCAGCGUGCCCCGGCCGACCACGAGAGCGGCCUGGAGCACCGCGACGGCGGCCAGCCUGGCGGUACCAGUCUGCUGCGGGAGCCCGACCACCAGCACAGUCUGAGCCACGACCACACAGACCAUGACCACAGUGCGGACCACGGAGACCACAACCACGCAGACCAUGGUCACGGCGAAGGCCACAAGAACGGCACAGACCACGAUCACGCAAACCAUGAUCACGCGGGCCACGACCAUGCAGACCACGCGGGCCACGACCAUGCAGAUCACGCGGGCCACGACCACGCAGACCAUGACCACAGCGCGGACCACGCAGACCAUGACCAUGCAGGCCAUGACCACGCAGACCAUGACCACGCAGACCAUGACCACGCAGGCCACGACCACGCAGACCACGACCACGCAGACCACGACCAUGUAGGCCACGACCACGCAGGCCACGACAAUGCAGGCCACGACCACACAGACCAUGACCACAGCGCGGACCACGCAGACCAUGACCACGCAGGCCACGACCGCGCGGACCACGACCACGCUGACCAUGACCACUACCACGACGCCCACUACCAUGGUGACCACGACGCCCACCACCAUGGUCCUACCGUGAAAACUCCGGCCGAGGCGCCACCCUCCCGUGCCAGCAGGGAACUCAGUCGACGAGACACUUCAGCGGUGGACCCGGCCGGUGCUGCCGCCGUGGCGGACGGGAAAGGCGCCGCUCCGGCCUCGUGCCCGGACGCCGCCGGUCUGCUGCGCGAGUUCGGCCUGCGCCCGGACGCUGCCGUCUCGGCACGGGACGUGGCCCUGCUCUGCCCAGCGCUGCUGUACCACGCCGCCGCGGACACCUGCGCCGUGGUCAGCGCUGACGGCCUCGGCGAGCCGGCGCCUCCGCCGCCCUACACCGUCCCACCGCCGAAACUAUGGCUGUUUGCCGGCCUCUCGGUGCUGGCCAUCAGCCUGUGCGGCCUGGCGGGCGUAGCCGUGGUGCCCAUCAUGCAGCGCGUGGUGUACCGCCAGCUGCUGCAGUUCCUGGUGGCGCUGGCCGUCGGCACACUGGCCGGGGAUGCGCUGCUCCAUCUGCUGCCCCACGCUCUGACUAAUCACGCGGCGCACGGCCACGGCGACUCGGAUGGCCACGACCACGGCCACGGCGAGGAGGGCAGCCACCUGGACGCCGUGCUGAAGGGACUGGUGGCACUGGUCGCCCUGGUGUUCUUCUUCGCCGCCGAGAGGGCCAUCGGCAUCCUGCACGGCACUUGCACACGGGACAAGCACAAGAAAAUCAACAAACGGCUGGCGGAGAUGCCGGGCCUGAGCCGGGAGCAGACCGAGAUGAUUGAACGCAAGCUCAAAGACUAUCGUCACUCGGCCGGCGCCAACCACUGCUUCGGCGACCGUGACACGGAGGAUGUUCUGGCCCGCCUGAACACGAGCCACGAGCACGACUCGUGUCCGGUCGGAGACGGCGACCCGGACGCGGACAAUCACAACCAGACACCGGACUGCGGCAGCCAGCAGGCGGCGGCCCCGGGCUGCGGCUCCCAGCCGGCCAGCCGCACCAAUGGACACCGGGCACAGGCGCGGGACAGUGAGCCGGGCACCUCUGGCAGCGGCCGGCCGGGCCAGCGCUCCGACGACAACUGCGAGCGCUUCAACGCCGACGAGCCGGUGGCGCACAGCAGCGACUUCACGGUCAUCAUCCACGAGCACGAGCAUCGGCAUCACGGACACACGCACACCCACGGCCACAUCCACGAGCCGGGCGGCUCGGCCAUAGCCGUGGCCGGGAUGGUGAUCGUCGGAGAUGGACUGCACAACUUUACCGACGGCAUGGCCAUCGGAGCGGCGUUCGCCGCCGGUCUGGCCAGCGGCCUGUCCACCUCGGUGGCCGUCUUCUGCCACGAACUGCCGCACGAGAUCGGCGAUUUCGCGGUGCUGCUGCAGUCUGGCAUGUCAGUGCGUCAGGCGCUGUUCUACAAUGUCGUCUCGUCGGUCCUCUGUCUGCUCGGCAUGGUGAUCGGACUGGUGCUGGGCAACAUGACCGCCUUCAGCUCGUGGGUGUUUGCCGGCGCGGCAGGAUCGUUCCUCUACAUCGCGCUGGUGGACAUGGUGCCGGAGCUGACGGCCGGCUCCAGUGACUCGGGCUCCGGUCCGUGCAGCCAGCUGGCUCUCCAGCUGGCCGGCAUGGGCUGCGGCGCCGCCAUCAUGCUCACCAUCGCCAUCUACGAGCACGAGCUGCACUCUCUGAUCACGGUGCUGUGAGCGCCGGCCCGCCGAGCCGGCCGUGCUCCCAGGUGCCUGUCCUGCUGCUCUCUAAGGAGCUUUACCGGCCGGCCGAGCUCUACGGAAGUACCGUGCUCUCAGCGGCCUAGCUUGCUGUUCAAGUACCGUGCUCUCAGUUCCCAAACCCGCUCUCUAAGCAUCUUGCUCCAUGGUGCCUGCCCCGCUCUCUAAGUUCCGUGCUAGGCGCCUGUUCUGCUCUCUAAGUACCGUGUUAGGCGCCUGCCCUGUUAAGUACUGUGCUGGGCGCCUGCCCUACUCUUUAAGUACUGUUCUACCUGUCGGUAACCUGCUCUUACUUAAAGUAACCUUAAGUACUUAAAGUAACCUGCUCUCUGAUCAAUAUGAAUAUGAUCUCUCUCUCUCUCUCUCUCUCUCUCUCUCUCUCUCUCUCUCUCGCUCUUUUUCUCUCCCUUCCUCCCUCUCUUCUCUUUCUUAUCUCCUUCUUUUUCCCUAGUUUGCCAGUUGACUGCGAAAAGAAGCAAUCAACUGACAUAGUACUUAAACAUGACGUAGCUAGUCUAGUCUCACGCUCUCUAGUAGCCCACCGUGUAGAAGCAUGAUGUAGCUAAUGUGUUAGUGUCAUACUCUUUUUAGUUGUAGCCCACCGCCUAGCGGCAGACGGGACGGGGUGUUGUCUGCGCCUGCGGUCGCUGUGACCCGAGCUGUGUCGUACGGUGGGGAGACGCCGCCGCCACCGGUAAUCAUGACAAGUAUUAGCGCGCUGGCGCUACUCGUUUCUGCGUGUGACGCGGUGCCGCUGGGCCGCGCUGAGUCGUGCCGCCGCUGUCUGCUCUCUCGGAGCCGUCUGUUUGUCUGUCUGUGUGCGGGUGCGGCAGGCGGUCUCGGCGCCCCGGGGCUGUCCGCUCCGGAGGUGCGCCCUGCCGUCCACCGUCCGCCGCCCACUCGGCUCUCUGGCGUCACCUGCAGUCGGAAGGUGUGGUACGUGUAUGGUGAAAGGAGUGCCAUAUUUUUAAGCUUUUGGGUGAGUGUGUGCCUCAUUUUCAGACAUCACAUGAUUUUUGUAGUUAUUAUUUUGAAUAAUCUGGUCGUAAUACAUUUUCAUACGUA